AUGCACAUAUUAAAAUCUAAUAAAGGUAAAUCAUCAUUAACACUUGGUUGGCAAACAGUUAAUUGUCUUUCACCAACAUUGAAUUUUAAAACAGAAUGUGAUAUUGAUGGUGAUGGUGAUCGAAUAUAUUAUUCAUGUAAUAUAUUAUAUAAAUGUACUUCAAAUGGUAAACCUAAUAAAUCAUGUUCAAUUGUCACACGAUAA
Molecule: messenger RNA, 204 nt
Organism: Rotaria sp. Silwood2
Lineage: Eukaryota; Metazoa; Rotifera; Eurotatoria; Philodinida; Philodinidae
Source: the annotation of a GenBank genome assembly